AUGGAUAAUGCACCUAAUGACGGUGUCGAAAUAUUCAUACGAUCACCACGUGCCACCGAGAUGGAUACCGACGAAGUUUUGGAAAAACUAGAGCGCUAUGGCAAUGAGCCCGUCCGGACAUAUCUUGAAUACCUCGUUUUGACGCGCGAAAGUGACCGUGCAGAGCAUCAUACACGGCUGGCAUGUAGUUAUGUUCGUGAUGUGAAACGUGAAAUUCAAAGUGCACAAGCCGGAGAAAUACAAAUUUUGAUUGAUAAAUUCAAGCAAUCAGUCAAUCCCAUGGAAAUAGGCGGGCAUGAUCAGACUUUUGUCGCUUAUUUAGGGCGUCAUCAACAAACGGAACUGGUUCGCAGACGCUUGCUCCUGAUACGACUGUUGCAACAAUCAUCACAGUAUGAUCCACCGACACUUUUUCAAGCUAUCUCAGAGGCUGGGCCUUUGAACAUCGAAAGGGUUAUCAUUUAUGGGAGGAUGAAAGAGCAUGAAGAAGCAUUGCGUAUUUUGAUACACGAGCUUGAAGACUUUGUUGGUGCGGAAACAUAUUGCGUAACCAAUGGACAGAGCACAGGCGCCGUCCCGGACAUUGCACCAGUGCACACGACGAUGAUCACACCAGCAAGAACAUCUUCUUUGAACCGCUUUGAAAAGACAGCAUCAUCAAAAAAGAAGAAAAAAGCAGGCAAAGAAGCUACGCCAUUAACGCAAGAAGAGUCUGCUCAGCAACUAAACGAACGUCGGCAGUUAUUCUCCAUGUUGUUAAAGACAUACUUGGCGAUCAAGGAGAGAGGUACUGCAAUUAAUUCCUGA
This is a messenger RNA of Zychaea mexicana, 807 nucleotides long. RefSeq lists its product as uncharacterized. Gene Ontology annotation, biological process: endosomal vesicle fusion; autophagy; vesicle-mediated transport. The coding region runs from base 1 to 807 and encodes 268 amino acids. The record is from RefSeq and is a predicted model, not a curated record. Gene Ontology annotation, cellular component: membrane; cytoplasm. NCBI's taxonomy places the organism in Eukaryota, Fungi, Mucoromycota, Mucoromycetes, Mucorales, Lichtheimiaceae. The transcript has 5 exons.